This is a messenger RNA of Bipolaris oryzae ATCC 44560, 804 nucleotides long. RefSeq lists its product as uncharacterized. Lineage: Eukaryota; Fungi; Ascomycota; Dothideomycetes; Pleosporales; Pleosporaceae. The coding region runs from base 1 to 804 and encodes 267 amino acids. The transcript has 2 exons. The record is from RefSeq and is a predicted model, not a curated record.
AUGACUGACACUGAAAUUCAACAAGGAGACAAAGUCUCAUGGAACUGGGGUUCAGGACAGCCCAGCGGCACCGUUGCCGAGGUCAAGGAGCAGGGCGAGCUUGCCAUUGAAUCCAACAAGGGCAACACGAUCAAGAAGAAUGCCGACCCCGAGAACCCUGCAGUUCACGUUGAGAGGUCAGGCAAUGAUGUCGUGAAGCGCGCCUCCGAGCUUCAGAUCAAUGAAAAGGCCGAGGGCACCAACGGCGACUCCAAGCAGGAGGACAAGAAGGACGACGCCGAGAAGUCGGAAGAGAAGCCGGCUGAAUCAGAGAAGAAGGAAGAUGCUAAGCCGGCUGAAUCCGAAAAGAAGGACGAGGAAAUGAAAGACGCGCCUGACAGUGAGGAGAAGAAGGAAGAGGCUCACACCAACGGCGAAUCCAAGAACGCAGAGUCCAAGGAGACAAAAGAAGAUACCAAGGACGAUGCAUCAAAGGAGAAAUCCGAUGAAAAGUCUGACGAAAAGUCCGAGGCCGACAAGGAGGAUGACCCAAAGACUGGCGACAAGCGCAAGGUCGGGGAGACUUCCGAGAAGACUAACGGCGCUGAAGCUGAAGCUGACGUUGAGAAGCCUGCUGAAAAGAAGGCAAAGACUGACGAGGCCGAUGGUGACGCUGAAGCCAAGGAGGAAACCGAGACCAAGACACCCGCUAAGAAGCCUGGCCGCCCCAAGAAGGAGAAGAAAGAACCCGCAAAGAAGAAGGAGCCCAAGAAGGCUGCCACUGCUGACGGUACGCCACGCCGAAGCGGCAGGAACAAGGCUUAA